CCUCGGUCCCUAUUGGUUCCUCUGGUAGCUGGUCGUUGACCGCCAACUGUCAUCCAAUCAUUAUUUGCCACGUUUACGUUUCUACUGACAAAUCCUGCUACCGUGGGCACGGUAUCCUCUUCCCAUCGCUCCUCCGCUCUUCACGGGUCCCUCUCCCUCUGCUCUGUGCUCUGCAACUCACCAACCCGGCACUGGAUCCGACAACCCGUUUUAAGAGAUUAUUCCCAGUCCCUCCUAGUGCUCAGCGUCAGCGAAGGCGGACCUGAACGCAUUCCUCGGACUUCCGACGGCGGCCUGCUGAGAUGAGAGACGUACUGACAUGAAGAGGCGCGAGAAGAAUCAGAGCGGCGGUGAAGAAGUUACGAUGAAGCUUUCCGACGGGAACGGUCUGAUCAGCUCCAGAGAUCCGGAGAGGAAGAACGGGGUGAACACAAUGCGGGUGAUGGGUGCUUUCGUGGCUUGUCUGAUGGUCUCGUCGGUGUUCUUCUCUCUGUCGGUGGUGCUCAGAGACCUGCCUUCCGAUGGGGUUCCUUCGGAGGAGAGAGUUCUUGAAGUCGAUGUCAAGUCCCAAAAAGAAAUAGCUUCAGGUGAAGGCACAUCUCGGUCAGUGGAGGAGCCAAAGGAUAAGCUGCUCGGCGGCCUACUCACCGCUGGAUUUGAUGAACAGUCUUGCAUCAGCAGGUAUGGUUCAGUUUCGUAUCGAAAGGGAUCAGAGCACAGACCUUCGACGUACCUCGUCUCUCGGUUAAGAUCCUAUGAGGCUCUCCACAAGCAAUGUGGACCAAAUACCGAGUCCUACAACAGAGCGAUGGAUUACCUCCGAUUGGGGAAUGCGAGUGCACCUCCGCCCUCGGACUGUAAAUAUAUCGUGUGGGUUUCAUUCAGCGGGUUGGGGAAUCGGAUCCUAACCCUAGCCUCGACAUUUCUUUAUGCCCUCCUCACAAACCGGAUCCUACUUGUGGAUCCUGGAGCCAAUAUGACCGACCUAUUCUGUGAGCCGUUUCCUGAAGCUUCUUGGUUCCUUCCUCCUGAUUUUCCACUUAAAGAUCAGUUCAAUGGCUUUGGUCAAAGCUCCCCUCGCUGCUAUGGGAAGAUGCUAAAGGAGAACUCUCCCAAUCUCGCGAACAAGUUAAAGCCACCAUCUUAUCUGUAUCUUCAUCUAGUCCACGAUUACGAUGAUCAAGAUAAGCUCUUCUUCUGUGAAGAUGAUCAGUCAUUUCUCAAGGAAGUACCUUGGUUGGUCAUGAAGACAGAUAACUACUUCAUUCCGUCUCUCUUCCUAAUCCCAACAUUCGAGGAAGAGCUGAACAAUCUGUUCCCGAGAAAGGAGAUGGUUUUCCAUUUCUUGGGCCGAUAUCUUUUUCACCCGACGGAUACUGUGUGGGGACUUAUUGAGAGAUACUACCGGGCUUACCUAUCUGGUUUUGACAAAAAGAUCGGGAUCCAAAUCAGAGUCUUUGACACCGGAACUGGUCCAUUCCAGCACGUUCUGGACCAAAUCUUGGCUUGCGCGACAAGGGAGCAUCUCCUUCCCGGUGUUGACAAGGACAAAUCCAUCUCACCUAACUCAGAUACUCAGAAAUCCAAAGCUGUGUUAAUUACGUCUCUUUCUCCGGGUUAUUUGGAGCAGAUUCGUGACUUGUACUGGGAGAACCCUACUAUCACCGGUGAAGUUGUCAGUGUAUUCCAACCGAGCCACGAGGAAUAUCAGCAAACAGAAAAACAAAUGCAUAAUCAGAAAGCAUGGGCUGAGAUGUACUUGCUGAGCUUGACAGAUGUGCUGAUCACAAGCUCAUGGUCAACUUUCGGGUAUGUGGCUCAGGGUCUUGGGGGAUUGAGGCCGUGGAUAUUGUACAAGCCCGAGAACCGGACGGUCCCUGAUCCCCCGUGCCGGAGGGCCAUGUCCAUGGAGCCGUGCUUCCACGCUCCUCCAUUCUAUGACUGUAGAGCCAAGAGAGGGAUCGAUACGGGCGAAUUGGUUCCUCAUGUUAGGCACUGCGAGGACAUGAGCUGGGGACUCAAGCUCGUCGAUCCUUCCACUGAUUGAUGGCUGCUGUGUACUGUGUUGUGACUGCAAUGCCAGAACUUUUUCCCCCAGUUCUAGGUGUAACGAGUUGUCCCAAGCUGAAUCGCAGGCAGAGAUGGGUUUAUGUAUCUCUCAGCUUUCCAGAUUAUAUUGGAUGCGAGGAAAGGUACAAUUCUGGGUCAAUGCAAAAUUUUGGUAUUCACCAAGAAGUUUUUUGAAUCUGUAUUCGCAUGUGAAUAGGGCUUUCCAGAGUUAUAUCUUCGUCGAUAGUAAUGCAGUAAUCAUCUUGAUGGUUUUUACGUUAUU
Punica granatum (pomegranate) is the source of this 2332-nucleotide messenger RNA. The record is from RefSeq and is a predicted model, not a curated record. Lineage: Eukaryota; Viridiplantae; Streptophyta; Magnoliopsida; Myrtales; Lythraceae.